AUGGCGGGCUGGUUCGCGUCGUCCAACUCCGCUCUUGACGAGCAGGUUGAGCGCGCCACCUCUUCGAGCUUAGAAGACAUCGCGCUCAACCUAGAGAUCUCUGACAUAAUUCGGUCCAAGACGGUGCAGCCGAAGGAGGCCAUGCGGUCGAUCAAGAAGCGGAUAGGCAACAAGAAUCCGAACGUGCAGCUAGCCGCUCUCAACCUUACCGACACGUGCGUCAAAAACGGCGGUGACCACUUCAUCAUUGAGAUCGCGUCGCGCGAGUUUAUGGACAACCUCGUCUCGCUACUCAAGGCAUACGGCGCUGCUGAAGUCAACAAGGACGUCAAGGAGAAGAUACUGGAGCUGAUACAAGUCUGGGCUAUCGCUGCCGAAGGUCGCCCCCAGCUGGUCUACAUUCCUGAGGUCUACAGGUCGCUGCAGCGCGAAGGCUUCCAUUUUCCGCCGCGCCAGGAGGUGCUUAGCAGUAUGUUUGACAGCAGCGCGCCCCCCGAGUGGACUGAUUCCGACGUCUGCCUGCGAUGCCGCACCGCCUUUACCUUUACCAACCGAAAGCACCACUGCCGCAACUGCGGAGGUGUCUUCUGCGGCUCAUGCUCCAGCAAGAACCUUGCUCUUACCCACCUCGGAAUAAUGCAACCUGUGCGCGUGGAUGACGGAUGCUACACCAAACUCACCGACAAGAACCGGGGAACUCCCGUGCCCAGAGGCUUUGACGCUGCGAAGCCGGCCAAGACGUUGUAUCAAGGCUCACUCGAGCCUAGGAGCGCAAGGAUAGAGGACAGCUUCGACGCAGAUCUCAAGAGAGCGCUGGAAAUGAGUCUGGAGGAGGUCAAGGCAAACACCGCAGCAGGCUAUGUCCCUCAGUCGCAAGUCCAGUCGAAACCGGCCAACGGUACUCAGAAUGAGGAGGAAGAGGAUGCGGACUUGAAGGCUGCCAUCGCGGCAUCUCUGGCUGAUAUGGAGGAGCAAAAGAAGAAGCAUGCGGCCCAGCUCAAGCAGCAGACGUCAUCUUCAAACGGCACUGCGGUAGCGAUACCACCGCGAAACGACUACGAGCUUAGCCCUUCUGAGGCCGAGAACAUCAGUCUCUUCGCUACGUUGGUGGAACGCCUUCAGCACCAACCUCCUGGGACCAUUCUCCGGGAACCGCAAAUUCAAGAGCUCUAUGAGAGCAUAGGAAAGCUACGCCCGAAGCUGGCAAGGACAUAUGGUGAAACUAUGAGCAAGCACGAUACACUUCUGGAUCUCCACGCGAAGCUUUCAACCGUCGUUCGCUACUAUGACCGCAUGCUUGAAGAGCGCCUGUCGAAUACGUACAGCCACGCCGGCUACGGUUUCCAGCCAAGUAUGGCACGUCCGGCUUCGAAUCUCUACCCCAGCAUUUCGUCUGGCGCUCCGGACGCCCCGUCUGGAGCAGAAAGCUUCUACUCUGGAAACAAUGAUCCUUACGCUCCCCCACAGUCUGCGUACAACCAAUACGCGCAGCCGCAGCAACAACCAUACGUGCCGAACCGGAACUCAAUGCCACCGCAAGGUUUCCCUCAACACCAAGAUCCGCAACAUCAGCAGCAGCAGUAUUACGGUGCCCAACAACCCCCGCAACAGCAACAGGGUCAACCAAGUGCUCCUUAUCCGCAAGCCCCGCCUUCCGAGGGUCAGGGUUCUCCUCAACUCCAGCGCCGUUCUUCGAACCAACAGCCGUCCGCUCCGCCGGCUGGUCAUUAUGCUCCAUCACAGCCGCCGAUUGCAGACGACCCGAAUGCUGCUUACUAUUACGGCAACGAGCAGCAGCCAAGUGCGCCCCCCACUGCCCCCCCUCAGCAACAACAGCAGCCCCCGCAGCCCUCUUCACCACAACUGUACCAUCAGCAACCUCCUCAGCAACAGCAGCCGCCUCAGGAUGCCCAAGCCCCACCCCCGCAAGCGCAACAACAGCCCCCACAGCAACAGUACUGGCAGCAGCCUCCCCCGCAACAGCAGGCUGCUCCACCUCAGCAAGUCCCGUACUGGCAACAGCAGCAACAGGCACCGCCGCCGCAGCAGUACGGAUACCCACCGCAACAGACCGCAGGCGGUUAUGCGGCAGACGCUUUCCCGAGCGCCCCGCAACACCAACCGCAGGUACCUAAGGAGGAGGCGUUGAUUGAGUUGUAA
Lasiodiplodia theobromae is the source of this 2160-nucleotide messenger RNA. RefSeq names its product Zinc finger FYVE-type protein. The transcript is spliced from 4 exons. Gene Ontology annotation, molecular function: metal ion binding; phosphatidylinositol-3-phosphate binding; ubiquitin binding. Gene Ontology annotation, biological process: protein targeting to vacuole; protein transport to vacuole involved in ubiquitin-dependent protein catabolic process via the multivesicular body sorting pathway. NCBI's taxonomy places the organism in Eukaryota, Fungi, Ascomycota, Dothideomycetes, Botryosphaeriales, Botryosphaeriaceae. The coding region runs from base 1 to 2160 and encodes 719 amino acids. The record is from RefSeq and is a predicted model, not a curated record. Gene Ontology annotation, cellular component: ESCRT-0 complex.